Molecule: messenger RNA, 1235 nt
Organism: Pseudogymnoascus verrucosus
Lineage: Eukaryota; Fungi; Ascomycota; Leotiomycetes; Thelebolales; Thelebolaceae
Exons: 4
Coding region: 114-1229 (371 amino acids)
Source: RefSeq, a predicted model, not a curated record
AAACAAAAUCAUUGCAGCUCCUGCGGAGUUGGGUUUAAUCUUCACACAUAUCUAACUAUCUUUCACCAAACUUUUACAACUGGCUUGUUACACUCUUGACGAGACUACUCACAAUGGUAUUGCACAAUGACACCGAUCCGGUCGAGCUGGCUACCCAGUCUUGGAUAAUGUACUCUGUUGGAAUGGCUCUAAUUGUGCUGCGGAUGGGUGCACAGAUUAAACGUCACGGCCUGAAGGGUCUUAAGCCCGACGACUAUCUGAUGUGUUUAACAGCUGGUUUUUACACGGCUCUGAUUGUCACCCUGAUCGGCUCGGUUUCUGGUGUUGGAGGAAACGGUUUUACCGCUGAUGUGGUUGCCACAUGGACAGACGCGGAGAAGAAAGAGCAUAUCAAAAACGCGAUACUUGUUCAAGUUUGUGAGCAGUUUAUGCUAGCGACGGUAUACUCUGUCAAAGUCUGUAUGCUUUUAAUCUACGGUCGCCUCACUAUGGGCUUAAAAGAACGUUUUGCCGUGAAGCUGCUUGCUGGCUAUGUUGCGCUUGGAUUUAUUGGCACGGAAUUGUCCAUGUUCUUGCUCUGCAGGCCAUACAACCAAUACUGGGCCAUUCCGCCCAACGACAUCGACCAAUGCGCUUUCUACAGAAAAUACUCUCUUCCGCAGGCCGUUUUUAAUAUCUCUUCCGACGCCCUCAUGCUUGCCAUUCCGCUGCCCUUAGUGAUCCGCUCUCAUUUACCAACGAAGCAAAAAAUAGCCAUGGUUUUACUCUUUAGCAUGGGUCUUUUUGUUAUCAUCGCCGGUAUUAUGUCAAAAUCCUUUGCCCUCCUCCCCCAAAACCUUGACAACAUCGUCUAUGCCUUCUGGUAUCUGCGCGAAGCCUCAGUCGCCGUCUACGUUGCAAACAUGCCGCUCCUCUGGCCCAUGAUCCGGGUCAUAACUAAAUUCAUUACGCGGGAGAAGGAUACAACUGUGUCUAAAAGCACAGGCAACAGCGCAGCGUACGAACUUAGGACCCGCAAAAUGCAGAGCCAGAGAUUGCCAAACGAGGAGACGGAAACUUGGGAUCAAAAUUCUAGCCAGGAGAUGAUCGUGGACAGGGGGGUCAUCUUCAAGAACCAGACUUUUGAGGUACAGGUAACCGAGAACAAGAAUUAUACAAAGUCGCGUGUUUAUGAUGAGAGAGAGCACGGGGAAAACGUUUACAGGGUUGAUGUAGACUCAAAGUCUUAAGGGCCA